This is a messenger RNA of Arachis duranensis, 827 nucleotides long. RefSeq names its product probable jasmonic acid carboxyl methyltransferase 2. Gene Ontology annotation, molecular function: S-adenosylmethionine-dependent methyltransferase activity. NCBI's taxonomy places the organism in Eukaryota, Viridiplantae, Streptophyta, Magnoliopsida, Fabales, Fabaceae. The transcript is spliced from 4 exons. The coding region runs from base 144 to 680 and encodes 178 amino acids. Gene Ontology annotation, biological process: methylation. The record is from RefSeq and is a predicted model, not a curated record.
UUUAAAAAAACCAUUUGUAUAAAAUAAAUCGGUUUUUUUAAACCAUACAGUAACACGUGUCAACGAUCCAGAAACAAUUUCACCUGCAGUCAACUGCAGGUAGCAAGUGCAUUACAAAGGAAGCAAAAGACUUGGAAGUUGGUAUGUCAACCCAACAAAUCCUCCACAUGAAUAGUGGUGAAGGAGAUAAAAGCUAUGCACAUAACUCUUUCUUUCAAAAAAAAGCAAUUAUCAAGGCAAAACCAAUAUUAGAAGAAAGUAUGACAAGACUCUAUUAUAAUAUUCUUCCCAAGUGUUUGAAGGUUGCUGAUUUAGGGUGUUCUUCAGGACCAAAUACUCUUCAAGUGAUAUAUAAUAUCAUCAACAUUGUUGACACUACUAGCUCCAACUUGAAUCUUAGCUUACCUGAUUUCCAAUUUUAUUUGAAUGAUUUAUUUGAAAAUGAUUUCAAUACUAUUCUCAAAGCACUCCCUCAAUUCUACAAAACAUUGGAAGAGAAGAAGGGAAACAAGAUUGGUCCAUGUUUCAUUAAUGCAACUCGUUCUACAAGAGGCUCUUUCCUACUUCUUCCAUGCACUUCUUUCAUUGUUCUUAUAGUCUACAUUGGCUUUCUCAGGCUCCAGAGGAGUUUAUUGAUGCCGAUGGAGGUGAAGCAGUGGAAAAAGACGGCAUAUAUUUAACAAGUACAAGUCCUAGAGCAAUGCAGAAAGCGUAUCUUAGCCAAUUCCAAAGAAACUUGAAAGCGUUUCUGAAGUCACGUUCAGAAGAAUUGGUACCAGGUGGUGAGAUGGUUUUAACAUUUAUUGGAAGGCAAAAUAAUACUUCUG